Messenger RNA from Neospora caninum, 2814 nucleotides. RefSeq lists its product as hypothetical. The transcript is spliced from 6 exons. NCBI's taxonomy places the organism in Eukaryota, Apicomplexa, Conoidasida, Eucoccidiorida, Sarcocystidae. The record is from RefSeq and is a predicted model, not a curated record. The coding region runs from base 1 to 2814 and encodes 937 amino acids.
AUGCAGCCCCGGCCUUCCCGCGCCGACCUGGCUGCGCCGCGCUCGCCGGCAGCCGCGCGAGGCAGCGGAGUCCUGGGCCUCGCAAGGCCUCUUCGCGUUUUCCCUUUCUCCAAGUGUGCCUUUGCGCACCUGUUCGUGCCGACUCUCCUUCUCGUUUUGCUCCCCGAGCUGUUCCCUGCCCUCGCCUCUCUGGCCAGCGAAGCAGACACCGCGCCGCCCGCGCCCGCACCUCACCGCGAGGUUCAGGCUGCAGCCCGCGAAGGGUCGAGCUCUCCCGCCUCUGCGACGGGUUCGCAUGCGAAACUCAAAGGCUGGAAACACGGCGUGUCCAACCGUGUCGUUCCCGUUGCCCAGGUCGAGGAUGUCCUGGUCUCUUCCGGCGGCAUCACGCGGGGCGGCUCGCCACUGUACGGCGAGGACGCGCGGCUGCGCCUCGGCGAGCGGUACCCCGCCAUGGCGGCCUUGCUGAACCUGCUUUCCCGCGGGCCUUUUCCAGCGGGGAACAAGCUGAGGAGCAGCAUGACGAGGCCGAUGGCGACCGCAGGUCUCUUUGUACCCAUGCCAUUUCUUUUCUCUGCCUGGGUACCUCCCUGCUCUCUCGGCGACUGCCGAGGCGUCCGCGCGCCAGAGCAGCCGCGCAACGGGCGUGAAGGGGACGGGGAGCAGAGAGACGCUGCGAGGGAAGGACGCGAAGGCGAGGCAGUGGCGGAACGAGAGGUGCGAGAGGUCCAACUCAAGCUCGUCAAAAGAAUCGUCAAGAGAGAAUUCGACGACGCAGUCAGAAAGGUGACGCGAGAAGCCACCGCGACGUGGCAAGUCGGCGCCUGGUGGGCUGACCGCCCUUCCAAUGUUGGCAGCGCCGCUGAAAGGACUCCUCAGCAGGCAGCCUCUCACUUCGUUCAAGUCUCGCAGGGCGCAUUCCAAGCUCUGGGAUCCUCUCACUCGUUUGUCUACUUUUUCUCUGUCACCACGCCUCGGACCCUAGGGCGGUCGAAACCGACGCCGGUUCCAGCUGUCUUGUUGACCUACGACGUGGACGUUCGCCAGACGGUGGCAGUAGAGCUGCCCUCGCUGUCUUUGGGGAGAGUCUCGCCGGAUGUUGUGGGGGACCUCGCGACGCAGUUGAUGCCGAGAGUUUCGCGCGCCGUGGACUACUUCUUGCAAAAGGCAGGGGCCUCUGAUCCUCUCCCGGUCAUCUUCGUUAAUUUCAGAAGGGUUGACAUUCAGCAGACCGUCGAUCCGUGGCACGGCCAUCCUUCUAGGUAUCUGGAGCUGCAGAAAGAGGGGAAGAGUCCAAAGGCAAACAACUUUGCUCGCCUCACGCCUGUCCCCCGCGAAGAAGAGGCUGCAGAUGGAGAAGACGGGCGCGCGUUCGACAGAAGUCUGCGGCACGCAGUGCCCAUCAUGGUCUAUCGAACGACAAUCUCGGCUGCCGCCCAAGCGCAUAUAAUGGAUCUCAUUAGCAGCGCUGACUUUGCAGAACUGGCCAUCAUGUCCAUAAAAGAUAUGCGCGACCGCGGCCCGCUGUUCCAACCGGCGACGCACGAGUAUGUGACAGCUCUAAAACAAGAUUGGGAGGUGUAUGUGACUCUGGCAAAGACCCCGAGCCUGAUCGACGACAAGCAGCUCGCCGAGACGCAUGCGUUGCUCCUGCGUGCGAACGAGAACUUCUCCGCCGAGCGCAUGCGCUGCGUCAAGCAGUACGUCCUUUCGAUGAGUCAAGAUGAACCUUUGUUCAACUUCACCAAAGACUUCUGCUACAACUUCCCCGAGAUCCGCUACCCCUCGAGUGCGGGAGGAAGCGAGUUCGUCUCCAACAGCAUCACAGCAGGUCUCGCUCUCCGAGAGCUGUUUGCGUUCACCGAAUGGCCAGGCCGAUCGACACAGGAGACCAGCGACGAGGCACAGGUGUCCGGUUUGCCGACCACCUCGCCGGGGCUCCGCGGAGCCCGACUCCCAGAGCCGCGCAAACGAGAGAGGUCCGCGGGCCCUGAGCCCAGAAAAACCCAACCUGACAGGCAGGUGAGCAGCUCGCAGACGCCGGACUCGUCUGAGCCGGUUGAGGGCGAGAGAGGUCGUGAGGCGAGGGAGGUUGUCAGAGGGGAAGCGGCAGAAAGUGGCGAGGCGAAUUCUGGAAACGGCGACAUCGCUCUUCACACCGAAGAGGGUGCUCACAAGGUCGGUGAAGUCAGUGCGCCGGCGCCGUCCGACACCGAUGAGGCGCCCCCGACGAGUGGGGUGCUCUCGGCAGCGGGGCAUACUGCAGUUGCGGGGGAUGAGCAGGGAAGUAGCCAGGGAGACAGCGAGGAGCAGGCAGAGAUCAGUGAGCGUAGAGAGGAGAAGCGCGGCGAAGAAGAGAAGGGAGUCACGGAAGACGAGAGAUCGGCAGAAUCCGAGUGGCCGAACGAGAAGAAACAAGCAGCAAAAACGGUGGCGACUUUCCACGGCAUGAUUCCCGAGGCGUUCGCCCGAAAAAUGCAAGAGACCUUUGGUCCGCGAUGGAUCUCUCUUCUCCAACUCCUUGGAAGUGUCAGCCUCACAAAGGAUUACCUCAAAGUCAUGAGUUGGCUCACAUCCGGUGACUCCGAUGCGAUGAUGCUGUCUGCAAGAAGAUUGCUUCUCCGGCGUGAUGCUGACGUCUCUGUCUCGCUGCCGGCGGCCCUACGGCAACAGGUUGCUAGCUUUUAUGGAGGCGAGAUCGAAGGAAACCUGUCUCAUCCAGUUGCGCAUCAGUAUGAACCGCAGUACAAGUGGGGUGAAGAAGGUCUGAAGCAAUUUUAUACAGCCCUUGUUUCUUAUUCUUCAAAGAAGUGA